AUGACAGAUAUUUCAGAUGAGUCUAAUAUAGGAUAUGAAGAAGAGGUUGAAGAAGAAAUUAUGGAAGAUGAUUUAGAUAUAAAUAAUGAUGGUUGUGAUGGCGAAGAUAAAAAGAAAAAUUCUGGUUUUCUUAAACAAUUUGCUUCAAAACAACCAUUUUAUAAAAUGUCUUUACCAAUCAGUUAUUCUGAACCAAGAUCAUUUCUUGAGAAAUUAUCUGACCAGGGUUCUUUUUUAGACAUUCUUUUAAAAGUUAAAAAUAUUGAAAAUGAAGAUGAUAGAUUUUUAGAAAUUUUAAAAUUUUAUUUAUCAGGUUGGAUUCAACAAAAGAUUGCAAAAAGUCCAUUUAAUCCAGUGAUUGGAGAGACAUACCAAUGUAAAUGGGUUCAUAAAGAUGGAUCAACCACAGAAUAUAUAGCAGAACAAAUUUCACAUCAUCCACCAUCAAGUAGUUUUUGUAUGCAUAAUCAACAAAAUGGUGUAAUAUUUCAUUCUCAUUUAUCACCAACAUCAAAGUUUUGGGGUAAUUCCCUAGAGAAUAGUAUGGAAGGUAAAUUAGUCUAUGAAAUACCAUCACUACAGGAGGAAUACAUUGUAGAGGCACCAAAAAUCAUUGUAAAAGGAGUAUUGGUUGGAUCAUUAUCAACUGAAACAGUUGGUUCAACAAAUUUAACUUGUAAGAAAACUGGUUACUCUGCUGAGAUUGAAUUCAAAGGUAAAGGUUUAUUUAAGAGUAAACAUUCACUAUUGGUAAAAGUUAAACAUCCUUCAUCAAAGAAAGCAUUAUAUACUUUGGAAGGUAAAUUCGAUGGUACAGUUUCAAUAACCUCUACAAAAACUGGUAAAACCACUGCCUUUUUCGAUAUAAAUAGUGAUCAAAUUCAACCAAUUACUUCUCCAUUACAUGAAUUGGAAGAAAAUAAUUCAAGAGUUGUUUGGAAACAUGUAAUCGAAAACCUUUUAAAUAAUAAUGAAGAUGAAGCUUCAAAACAAAAAACUAUAGUCGAAGAGAAUCAAAGAAAUUUAGCAAAAACUAGAGAAGGUAAACCUUGGAUUCCAAAAAAUUUCAUCAAAGUUGAUAAUGAUGACAAUGAAGAUAGCGCUAACCAAAAUAAUGUAUACUAUUACUCAAAACUAAUUGAAAUUAGAAAAGAAAUUAUGAAAAACAAUUAA
Molecule: messenger RNA, 1173 nt
Organism: Dictyostelium discoideum AX4
Lineage: Eukaryota; Evosea; Eumycetozoa; Dictyosteliales; Dictyosteliaceae
Gene: osbJ
Product: oxysterol binding family protein, member 10
Exons: 2
Coding region: 1-1173 (390 amino acids)
Molecular function (GO): lipid binding
Source: RefSeq, a predicted model, not a curated record